AUGCCUCCCGGCCGCCCUGCUCGUACACGUCUCGUCUCCAACGAGAACGACGAGAACAGCGGGACGACGCGUAUGACUCGAGCUAAGGCCGCCGCCCUCAACGUUGAUGAGCUUGCCAUGCCUUCCAAGGGCGCCCUGCAGACGAAGAAGUCGACGGUCAACAGCACGACCGCCGCCGGCCAGCGAAAACGCGCCGCAUUGGGCGAUGUCAGCAACGUUGGAAAGACCGAUGGCGUCCAAGGAAAGAAGGGUGGCAAGGCGGGACUGAUCUCCAAGGCUGCCCAGCCUACCGGUAUUACGAAGAACACAGCGCGUGCUGCCACUCGAACUGCUCUGAGCAACAAGGAAGCCAAGAAGAAUGAGACCACUCGAGCUGGAUCCGGAUCUGGUACCAUCAGCGCCGCACAGAAGCGAAAGGCCGCUAGCGCCAAAGAGCAGCCACCUGCUGACGAGAACGAGCCCGUCCGAAAGGAAGUCGUUGCAAAGCCCGUCUCCAAGCCCGUCCCUGCCGAAGCCGAGGUCAAGCCUGAACCAGGUAGCGAGGCCACCCAGUAUCCUCCCGGCGUCAAGGACCUUGACAGUGAGGAUCUCGAGGACCCCCUCAUGGUUGCCGAGUAUGCCAACGAGAUUUUCGAGUAUCUUCGCGACCUCGAGUGCAAGUCCAUUCCCAACCCUCAGUACAUGGCCCACCAGGAUGAUUUGGAGUGGAAGACGCGUGGCAUUCUUGUCGACUGGCUCAUUGAAGUUCACACCCGAUUCCAUCUUCUUCCCGAGACUCUUUUCUUGGCUGUCAACGUUAUCGAUCGCUUCCUCUCCGAGAAGGUUGUCCAGCUCGACCGACUGCAGCUCGUCGGCAUCACUGCCAUGUUCAUCGCCUCCAAGUACGAGGAGGUCCUGUCCCCUCACGUCGAGAACUUCAAGCGCAUCGCCGAUGAUGGCUUCACCGAGGCUGAGAUUCUGAGCGCUGAGCGAUUCGUUCUCACUACUCUCAACUACGACCUGAGCUACCCCAACCCCAUGAACUUCCUCCGCCGAGUCUCGAAGGCGGACAACUAUGACAUCCAGUCUCGCACCAUUGGUAAAUACCUGAUGGAGAUCAGCCUCCUCGACCACCGAUUCAUGGCCUACCGCCCCAGCCACAUCGCCGCUGGCGCCAUGUAUCUGUCACGACUUAUGCUUGACCGUGGUGAAUGGGACGAGACUCUUUCAUACUAUGCCGGUUACACCGAGGAAGAGGUUGAGCCUGUCGUCCACCUCAUGGUUGACUACUUGGCCCGCCCUGUCGUGCACGAAGCCUUCUUCAAGAAGUAUGCUAGCAAGAAGUUCUUGAAGGCUUCCUUCCUCGCUCGCCAAUGGGCCAAGUCGAAUGCCGCUCUCUUCGGCAUCACCGACAUCAAGCUGACCCUUGACCAAAUAUCAUGA
This is a messenger RNA of Ilyonectria robusta, 1422 nucleotides long. Its product is annotated as cyclin-like protein. The transcript has 4 exons. Gene Ontology annotation, molecular function: cyclin-dependent protein serine/threonine kinase regulator activity. The record is from RefSeq and is a predicted model, not a curated record. Gene Ontology annotation, biological process: G2/M transition of mitotic cell cycle; regulation of cyclin-dependent protein serine/threonine kinase activity. The coding region runs from base 1 to 1422 and encodes 473 amino acids. Gene Ontology annotation, cellular component: centrosome; nucleus; cytoplasm. Lineage: Eukaryota; Fungi; Ascomycota; Sordariomycetes; Hypocreales; Nectriaceae.